Messenger RNA from Carassius carassius (crucian carp), 3518 nucleotides. Its product is annotated as transcriptional regulator ATRX-like. Bases 187 to 2385 code for a protein of 732 amino acids. The transcript is spliced from 12 exons. NCBI's taxonomy places the organism in Eukaryota, Metazoa, Chordata, Actinopteri, Cypriniformes, Cyprinidae. The record is from RefSeq and is a predicted model, not a curated record.
GGACGCAGUUUCCGGUGCGCCAUUUUAAGCUUCCUGUUGCAAGUUCCACUGGGAAGAUGGCGGGUGAAACUGGUUGAGUUUUUGCGGUUUACCAAAUAUGAGUUUUAUGUCAAUAACCGACACAGGUCGCUGCUGUUGAUUGUGCAGAAAGCUCGGCUGUGUUGAAGUGCCGCGCGCGAGGAGGAGAUGUCUGCCGAAGUCCUCAGACCCGGGCCGGUUGCCUGUGGAGGCAGAAAGCUGGGUGAGCUGAUCGGGAAGCUCCAUGAAUACUUGGCAGUAGCCACGGAAGACAAAACUGAACCUACUUUACCCGGACAUUGGAAUGGAACCACGGCCAAAGAAUACUUGGAGCAGCAGGCUCAUGCCCAGUCCAGUGCCCCCUCAGAAGUGGGAAUGUUGUCGUCAUCUCGUUCGAGAAGGAAACCAGCUGCUGUCACCAAGCACAGUGGGAUGAACGAGUCAGACACUUCGUCUGAGAGUGGAGCAGAAGAUGGACUUUCUGUCCACUCCAGCGACCCAGACACCAACUUCCUACCCAAAGGAACUAUGUUUGUGCUGCCGGAGCCGGUAGGUAAUGAAGCAGGUGAUGAUUUCCGUGGUCCAGAAUUUCGCAGCAGGCGCAUUUACAAGCAGCACAGGGACAGUGGCGACAGACGCAGAGGAGGAUAUGAGAUGGAGAGGGUAAACUGCACAGCGUGUGGUCAGCAGGUGAAUCAUUUCCAGCGUGACUCAGUCUACAUGCAUCCUAUGCUCAAAGUCCUCAUCUGCAAGAGUUGUUUUAAGUAUUAUAUGAGUGAUGACAUCAGCAAAGAUUCAGAAGGGAUGGACGAGCAAUGCAGGUGGUGUGCAGAGGGAGGCAGUCUGAUUGGCUGUGAUUACUGCAGUAAUGCCUUCUGUAAGAAAUGUGUUCUGCGUAACCUGGGGAGAAAGGAGUUGUCCACAAUCAUGGAGGAGGAGAGGAAGUGGUACUGUUAUGUGUGCAGUCCCGAGCCAUUGGUGGAGCUGGUUUUGGCCUGCGAUUCAGUUCUAGAGAGCCUAGAGCAGGCUCAGAAACGCGCCUCCCGUACUGAGCCGAACUCGGUCCGGGGGAAGGCUAAUAAAGGUGGACGUGGUGCGGCCUAUUUGAUGGGGACAGGAGGUGGGCCGGUGCCCACUGCAGGCCUUUACCAGCGAAUGCAACGGUUUGUAGAUCUUACCACAGCUCUGAGCUAUUCCUUCAAGGAAGUCGUUCAAAGUGAAAGAGAGGAACGAGGAAACCAAGAAGAGAGAAUUGGGCAGCUAAGGAUGUUCCGCGCUGUGCUGGAUGAUCUGCAAACUGCCAACAGUGCAUUACAGGAAUCCCUAGACCAUGAGCUAACUGGGUCCAAACGUGCCUGUGGAGUUGAUGGGCAUAAGCCAAAAGGAAAGGGAAGACAGAAAAAGGGAAUGUCAUCACAGAGCCCAGGACUCACUAAAAAGCUGGUGGUUAAACUCACUCCUGUACCGGUUAGUUCACAACCCAUCAGCAGUGCGUGUCUGUCCAUUCAUCCAUCACCUGACAGACAAAAGAUAAAGAGAGUGGUGACAGAUGGAGCACUGGAAGAAAGAGGGACAGUGGUGGAGAUAGAAAAGGGGAUGGAAACAGAGGGAAUGGCUGAGAGAGGAGAAGAUGUGGAAAAUUAUUGUGUUAAUGACGAGGAGGAGGAGGAAGAAGAUGAUGAGGAGGAAGAGGACCAGACUGACCAAAAAAGUUUGUCUUUAUCAGAGGAGAAUAAACGUUCUCCACGUGUGAAAACCACACCACGGCGGCGGCGGACGAACCCCAGCACCACAGCUGAGCACGCUGGUUUAGCUGAGGAUGACUCUGAUUCUGACGAGGUGCCUGAAGUGCUGCUCCAGAACGCUUCUGCCAUGACAAACAGUGAAGACUCUUCCUCACUGUUUGCCAUGGCAGGUAGCAGUUGGGAUGGGGAUGAGGUAAACCAGCAUGUCAGAAAGCAGUGUCUCUUUGGACUGGUAAAAACCACACCUCCGGACAGAGGCUCUCGUAAGCGGAAUCUCAAAGAGAGAUCCUCAUCAUCCUCAUCAUCCUCUUCUGCGUCUUCAACGAGGGGCUCCCAGGACCAGGGGUCAAUGGUCAGAAUUACCAGGGGAAGAGCCCACAAAGUUGCCAGGAUGUCGGGACAGAGUGGGAGUUCAUCAAGUGAGGUGGGAGGACAGGAACUGGAGAGUGGGCAGAGCAGUGACUCUGACGAUCAGAGGAUCAAACCGCUGACAGAGAGCGUCACAUUGCGGGGCUCUGGAAAUUUCCAGCUGUCUUCUGGUGAUGAGAUGGACAUCCAGCCAGGUCCGUCUUUAUCCGUGGAGGACGAUGAUUUAGAAAAUAGUUUCUUCCACACGCAGUAGAGAGAAUCUGUAACCAUAGGCACACACCGCCCAUCAGUGGUGAAGCUCUGAGACCUCACAGUCUAAUGGAAGUCAGUGAAUCAACUCUGGAGAAGCUCCUGUGUUUGAGUUUUACUUCACUGACACAGACCAUUGCAUGUCUUUGGCAGUAUUCCUCAAAGCCACACUCUCCUCUUUACUGUCUGUGCUGCUAAUAAAGCUUUUAAGAGAGUAGAACGAGUCUAAACCUCUUUGCUCGGAUCUGAUGGAUCCUGUGUUCAGUAAGACAGACAACAUCUUGUGUGUGUUUGUGUUUUAGGGCUCAGCUUCCGGGUUCUCAUGCUGUAAUGUUUUCGGUCAGUCAGAACAAAGGCUGUGUGGUUUGCUAACGGUAGGUGUAAAGUAGUUUCACAUAAUAUUUUUGUUAUUGGCAGUGAAAUGUCAUUAUUGUUGGAAUUCGAGUGAACAAAAGUUUCUUAGUCAGAUAGGGGUACAUUUGUACAGUAUAUUAGCGUUUGUGUUGAAAGCAGUUAUAUUUGUUCUUUUUUCAAGACAUUGAUUCUUCAAUAGCCAAAUUUUCUAUGUUUAAAGCGCUUAAGCUGAAGAUUUUUAAAGUUAGUUUUUGUGAGUUAUGAACUUUUUUUAAUAGGUUUUAUUAGUAUUUCAUUUUCAAAUCAUUUGCACGGUAUAUAUGCCUUUGUGAAUUGGCAAGAAAUUGGCAAGAAGUUCAUGUUUUAGCAGAAGUUGAUGGAUGUCAGGGAUUGGAAAUGUGAGAGAAAGGGAAACUUGACUCCACAUUAAGUUUUUGAGUUGGUGGUUCAAAAUGAUAGCUUAGAUUGGAGCCAUGGCCCAGCAGUUGGUGCAUGCACUGAGUUAUGAUGCAUGUACAUUUAAGUCAGACUUUAAGUUAAACCCCAAUGCCCAAUGUUUGCUUUGGUGGACCUGGUUUCCAUUUGUGUUAGAAUGUUCAUGGUGGAGCAGCAGGUGGCAGAGAUGAUGCUCGUUGAGGCUCAACAUGCAGUCUGUAAGAGUUUUAGUCAGUUAAAAGCACUGUGUGUUUGAGGAUAAAGAGUGUAGUCUUCACUCUCACAUGGGAGAUUUCUGUGUUUUUUGCAUGGUUCUUAUGGAGAGCCAAUAAACACUUAUUUAUUCUU